Molecule: messenger RNA, 2642 nt
Organism: Rhea pennata
Lineage: Eukaryota; Metazoa; Chordata; Aves; Rheiformes; Rheidae
Gene: PALM
Product: paralemmin
Exons: 9
Coding region: 205-1398 (397 amino acids)
Biological process (GO): regulation of cell shape
Cellular component (GO): plasma membrane
Source: RefSeq, a predicted model, not a curated record
AUCCGGCUGUGCUGCGGCUCUCCCCGGGCCAGGAGGAUUCCUGGCUGUCGACCCGGGAAUGCAGAGCCUGCAGCAAAUAAUGGAAAAUAAAGAGCAUGGAGGAGGGAGGAAAGGCAGGAACAGAACGUUUCAGGAACGCUGCAAAAGUCUGGACCCGUCGCGCAGGGCAGGGUCCAGCAGAGACAAGGGCGCCGGACCAAAGGGAUGCCGGAGCCGGCGAUGGGGGUGGCCGAGGCCAGCGUCCUUCAGCAGGAGAGGCUGCAGGCCAUCGCGGAGAAGCGGAAGCGGCAGGCGGAGGUGGAGAACAAGCGGCGGCAGCUGGAGGACGACAGGCGGCAGCUGCAGCAUCUCAAGUCCAAGGCCCUGCGGGAGCGCUGGCUGCUGGAGGGGGCCCCCGCCUCCGCCGCCCCGGGGGAUGAGGCCAUGAAGAGACAAAUGCAGGAGGACGAGGCCAAGACCAGGGAGCUGGAAGAGACCAUCCAGAGGCUGGAGAAGGAGCUGGAGAUGCUGGAGAACGGCAGCUCGGCAGCUUCCACCAGGGAGAACCUGGCGGAGGUGGCGGCAGCACCAGCACCAGCCCAGGAGGAGAAGGAGGAGGCCAUCCCCAACACGGAGAAGAGUCCCCUGGGCGCCAUCAAGGCCGAGAAGAGGGUCUCCAGCAGCCCGGUGAAGGCAGCGGAGGGCACUGACAUGAUGAAGGCAGCCAUGUACUCGGUGGAGAUCACGGUGGAGAAGGACAGAGUGACUGGGGAGACCAAGGUCCUGUCCAGCACCACCCUUCUCCCCCAGAACCACUGUCCGCAGGGGGUCAAGGUGUACGAGGAUGAGCGGAGAGUGGUGCAUGCGGUGAGUGCUGAGGACGGCGCCCUGGCUGACGGCGCCCAGCCGCUGAGCUCCUCCGAGGUCGACGAGCUCCUGCACAAGGCCGACGAGGUGACCCUGAGUGAGGCGUCCGCCCGGGAGCCCACGGGCGCCCCGGGCCCCCAGCCGGCCGGCCAGCAGCAGACGCCGCGGCGGGAGAUCACGGGGCUGCAGGCGGCGCCGCGGGAGAGCGCCCCGGCACUGCCGCCGGGCCAGGGCACCGAGCAGCCCGUCACCAUGAUCUUCAUGGGCUACCAGAACGUGGAGGAUGAGGCUGAGACCAAGAAGGUGCUGGGGCUGGAGGGCACCAUCAAAGCGGAGCUGGUGGUGAUCGAGGACGCCGAGAGCAAGCCGGCACCGGCAGCGGCGCCGUGCAAGGAGCACGCGCCGCCCAACGGCACGGCGCUGGAGCCCGCGGCCGCCCCGCCGCCCCAGGAGAAGGGCCCGCAGCCGGGCACCGCCGCCACGGACCCCACGGAGGCCGAGCAGGACACGGACGCGAAGAAGCAGCGCUGCAAAUGCUGCACGGUGAUGUGAGGUCGCGCCGAGAGCGCGCCGCCCCGGCUGCCCGUCCCUGCGCCCCCCGCCCCGGCCCUCCCCGCUCUCCUGGCCCGCGGCCCCGCCGGGCGUGGGGUUUGCUUGCUGACUGCACGCAGCUCUGACACUUGUUUUUCUUAAGAACCGGGGAAAAAAUCCACCGUGGCGUUCAUAGCACGUGCGAAGAGCAGCCUCGCUGGGGGCUGUGGUAUCACCCGGGCCGCGUCCUGCCUGAGCCCCAUGCGGCCGCGGCAGCCGCCCCGCAGCGCCGCCCCGCUUCCCCGGCGGGCUCCGUCCGCCGCCGGGGCCGCGCCGCGUCCCGCGGCAGUUCCUCCCGAGCUGGCAGCCGGCGGGACCCGCGUUUCGGGAAGGGCCCGGAGCGAUCGCUCCGGCGCCGAGCGCGGUGCGCCCGCGUCUCCCAGCUCCGCGGCUGCCGGGAGAGACGGUGAGGGCCGUGUCUGCCCCGGUGCCGGGGAGCCGGGCCACCGCCGGCCAGUGUCACCCCGCUCUGCGGCCUUCCGCGCCCCUCGUGCGAGCAGCGACCCCUCCCAGUCGCCCCAGUCAGCGCCACGGCUGUGGCUCUGCUCGCUGGUGCGCGUCUGCAGGGAGCGGGCUGCAGGGGACGGGGGCUUGGCAGGGAAGUGUGCCCCCCCCCAGGACCUGGGAGCAUUGCCCCCGCCACCGCCCUGGGGCAGGAUGAUCCCAUGCCCCCGCUCCCACCAUCCCACCUUGUCCCGGAUCAGACCCCCUGGAUCCCACAGUCCCACCUCAUCCCAGGCCAGGGCCCCCCAGAUCCCGCAAUCCCACCUCAUCCUGGACCAAGCCCCACAAUGGAUCCCGUGAGUCCAUCUCAUCCCAGACCACCCCCCCCAACAGGACCUAGAUCCCAUGAUCUCCCCUCAUCCUGGACCAGGCUCCCACCCUGGAUCCCGCAAUCCCACCUCAUCCCGGACAGCCCCUCUCCUUGCAGCACUCCAACUCCCUCACCUGCCAGCAGAGCCCCAGCCGCUCCACCGGCUUUGGACCCGGAGCCGGACCCGGAGGCAGCCCCGGGCCCGGCCGGAGCAGGAUUGGGCUGUGUCCGGCCGGGAGGCGCUGCAGCCCUGCACCCGGCUCAGCCCAAGCGCACUUCCCGCGCUCCCGCGCUUUUGGUUUGUGAUGAAGCCGUGUGAAGCCCCCGGCCCCGGACCCCCGUUGUUUGUAAGACCCUUGAACCGAGCCAAUAAACCGUGUGAAUAACCAGA